AAAAUUGUCGUUGAAUUUCCGGUAUGCCAAGUGACGCAAUUAGCAACAUUAGCUGCUGGCGUUGACAGUGUGGACCGAAGUUCUCGCGUGUCCGUCCAUGGCUCUCAAGGCGGAGCUGCACGAGCGGGUCAGAUGUGCCCAGCAGUUGCUGCAGCGCGCCGAGCAGCUGAGCCCCGGGGUCGAAGGUGGAGGCAAACUCUGUGGAAAACUGCGAUCGGAGCUGCGGUUCCUCCGGCGGGUCGAAGCGGGUCAGCUCCAGAUCAAAGAGUCGCACUUGCACAGUACCAAUCUGACUCACCUGACUGCGAUUGUUGAAACUGCGGAGAGCCUGGAAGGCGUGGUCUCUUUGCUCCACGUCUUCACCUACCAGGAUGACAGCGGGGAAAAGAAAACGCUGGUGGUGGAUGUGGUGGCCAACGGGGGCCACACUUGGGUGAAGGCGGUGGGGAGGAAGGCAGAGGCGCUGCACAACAUCUGGCAGGGCCGAGGCCAGUACGGAGACAAGAGCAUUAUCAGUCAAGCAGAGGACUUCUUGCAGGCCAGCCGCCAGCAGCCAGUGCAGUACCUUCAUCCUCACGUAGUCUUUGCCUUCUACAAUGGCGUCUCCAGCCCCAUGGCGGACCGCCUCAAAGAGAUGGGUGUGUCGGUGCGUGGCGACAUAGUUGCUGUUGACACUAUGGUUAUGGAGGAGGGUUGUGCAGGAGAGGAUGCAGACGAGGAGGCGGACAGCUCCGACUGCUCCGACGAGGAGGCCGAUGACCAGGAGGGGAGCGCAGAGCUCACCCGGGUGGACCGCAGCAAAGUUGUGGCAAGUUUAGAGUUCCCCAUCCAGAUGAAGGUGGAGGAGUGUCGGCGGGUCAACCUGGACAUCACCACCCUGAUCACCUACGUGUCCUCGCUGAGCCACGGCCGCUGUUUCUUCUCCUUCCGAGAGCCGGUCCUGACGGAGCAGGCGGCGCAGGAGCGGCAGCAGCCCGUGCUGCCCAGCCUCGACGCCUUCAUGGAAGGGAAGGAGCUGUACACCUGCCGCACGGCUGUUCGUGACUUCCAGGUGAUUCUGGAGACGCUGGGCGGACCCAACGAGAAGGAGCGGGCCGAGCGGCUUUUGGCUCGCCUGAACGUGGUGGACGAUAAGCCGUCGGAGCGCACGCAGUGCCUCACGCCCAGCUCCAAAGUCAAUCGCCGUUCGCUCAUCAUCUUCGGAACAGGGGACGGGCUGCAGGCCGUUACCAUGACGGCAAACAGUCGCUUUGUCAGAGCAGCCGCGAAUCAAGGGGUGAGAUACAGCGUCUUCAUUCACCAACCACGAGCUUUGACUGAAGGGAAAGAAUGGCGGGCGACGCCCCUCUGAUGGCGGGACUCUUCUCUGUUUGACCUGAGACGGUUCAGAAUAAACACAACCCAGGUAGUGUUUGUGUCUGUUUACUUUAGGUGGAAAAACACAAACCUUAAUACUCUGAUCAUAACAUGGUGCACUGGAUAAAAAGGGGGCGGUGGAGUUCAAACUCUUCAGGGUGCGGCGUCGUCUCUGGUGGGACUGAAGGUCUCCAGCUCCUUCACCAGAGUGUCUGCGAUGCUUCGGUUGUUGGCCGCGAUGAUUCUGCGAGACAUCAUGUCCAAUGGACCACCUGAUGACGUAGCGAAGGGUGAGCGCGAGCUGGGACUCUGAAUCGUAUGGUCACAUGACCGUACCCUCCACGUCCAUCAGGACUCCUCCCGCUUCAGAGACGAUCAGUGAUCCAGCCGCCACGUCCCACACGUGGAUGCCGAUCUCGUAAUACGCCUCAGCCGAACCGGACGCCACAAGACACAGGUUUAGCGCUGCAGUGCCAGCACCGCGGACUCUGGAAGGACAAAGUCUUCCAGGGUGUCAGCAGUAAUGGAGAGUAGUACAUGAACGAGAGGUCAAAGAUCUCUUGUAUGACGACGCCAGUGAGUCGUUGAUGACCAUUUCUCACUUGACCUAUGAUCUCCCUUCACCUUUCAAUCAAUAUCCAAAUACUAGUCCCAGUGAAGUACUAAAGGAAGUACUGUACCCAUGGACUGGCAGCAAGAGAAUUUUCCGUAAACUGGUGAAAAUCUUGUCGACAACUUCAGGAUCCCGGUUGGACCCGAACUCAGUGCAGAUGAUGGACUGUUGGAUGUCUGAGGAUCAAUGACAUGAUCAGACAUGUGAGAACUGCGAUUGUCCUGUCGCACAAACUGCACUGACCUUGCUGGUGGGAGACUUGCAGGGGCCGACCAUCGCAGAAGGCCCCUUUCCCUCGCCGCGCGGUGUACAUGUGGUCGUCCAGACAGCUGUACACAACGCCCACCUCCACCUAGAGAGCAGAACGUGAGGUCGCACCGGAGUCAAAGGUCACAGAGAGGAGAACAAGCUAACCCGCUUGUUGAAGCAGACGCCGAUGGAAAUGGCCACAAAAGGGAACCUGAUGAAAGAUGGUGUUAACUGUGAAGUCGUCGCCAGGCUUCAUCUGCUUUCAAACGUACGCGUGAACGAAGUUGGUGGUUCCGUCGAUCGGGUCUAUGAUCCAGGUGGGUGCGUCAGUGAGGUCACAUGACUCACCUGCUGCCACCGACUCCUCACCAAUCACUCUGGAACAUAAAAGUAGAAUUAUCAGGUAUCAGAGUCGGGAAGUAGUACUGAUAAAGAAACUGGUAUUAGAGCAGGACGGACCGGUGCUUGGGGAACCUCUCCCUCACUGACUGUAUGAUCAGCUGUUCCACCUUCUGGUCCGUCUGCGUCACCAGGUCCACGGUGGAACUCUUUGUCAUCACACAUCUCCCUCCGUCCCGCACGGCAGAACGUACCAUCUGAGCAACAGACAGUAAAUGGCCUGCACCCACUUUAACAUCUCCUGAGCAUCUUACCUCUCCAGCUCUUCUGGCCAGAGCAACAGCGUGAUCCAUCACAUCCUGGACCUCGUCCGCCAUCUCAACUGACCUUCAGAACACAAACAUGACCUUUGCCUUCACAGGUAAUUGAAAUGGUCCAACCAAGUCGUACUGGAUCUUCCAACGGGCUGUGCCCAGCUGACCGGGACUCUAACAGACAGGACAUGGUCAGCGGGUGGGAGUGGCCUCUCACAAGGAACCUGAACCAGAACCGCUCCAUCUCGAAGUUCACAAAGGCACCUUUCCAAGUCUGGAUCUAGACCAAACACACUUAUCGAAGACAAAUCAAUAGACACAGAGGACGAGACCGGAACCCAAAUGUGAUGUUGAGGUCACAUUGCCCAAUUAUAUUCUUUAUUUCCUCGCCAGCGAGUCAGA
This is a messenger RNA of Synchiropus splendidus (mandarinfish), 3273 nucleotides long. RefSeq names its product chromosome 13 C7orf25 homolog (gene c13h7orf25). The record is from RefSeq and is a predicted model, not a curated record. The coding region runs from base 98 to 1351 and encodes 417 amino acids. The transcript has 2 exons. Lineage: Eukaryota; Metazoa; Chordata; Actinopteri; Syngnathiformes; Callionymidae.